Colletes gigas is the source of this 2571-nucleotide messenger RNA. RefSeq names its product protein phosphatase 1H. Gene Ontology annotation, molecular function: cation binding; protein serine/threonine phosphatase activity. The transcript is spliced from 6 exons. Bases 555 to 2000 code for a protein of 481 amino acids. Gene Ontology annotation, biological process: protein dephosphorylation. Lineage: Eukaryota; Metazoa; Arthropoda; Insecta; Hymenoptera; Colletidae. The record is from RefSeq and is a predicted model, not a curated record.
CGUGUCCUGGAGUAGGAAGUGGUCGGGACUUCUCGCUGACCACCAUUUUACCCACUAGGGUGGCCAGCGGGCAUGGCAAGUGGUGCCAGUGGUGGCCUCCUUCUGCGAGAUAAUCAUGUCGCAGAAAGAGACCGCCGAGCGGGGGCGCAACGUGUCAGAAUAUAACCUAUUUCACUGUUGGCAAUAAUUUGUCAACAAAAUGUUACCAAUUAAAAAAAUUACCAAUCUAUAAAUAUAAUUCGAAGUGUAUGAUUCUAUUUUCGAAAAUAGUAUUACCGAGUUUGCAUGAAUAUUUGUAGUGCAAAAAUUAAUUUUGUGAUUCACAACUGACAGAUGACAGAUAACCAAAUCAGUAAUUACAACUUCGUAUGCCUUUUCGUCGAUGAUAUCAUUCGUAUGCGCCAAUGCUUAAUUCCUUAAUACGAAACAAAGCAUAAUUUAGAUGCUAUUACCAAAAAUGUUAUUUUACUUAUAAAAUAUAUGUUAUGACACAAUUUAUUACAUUUGUCACAUACCACGUUUGUCAUUUUUGUGUUCAUAAAUAGCGGACAAAAAUGCUAAACAGAUUUAAAUCAGCAUUAUUGAAUGCUGUUGGUGCCAGUGAACUUGGCCUACAGUAUCCUAAUGAUUCAGACAACGAUGCAUUAACAGAUUAUAUUAAUUCAAAUUUUGUGGAAGUUGAAAAUAAACCAUAUAGUAGACCUAGUUUUCUAGGAUUAACUGCAGAGGAAACUCAAGUAAGUGCUGAUCACAGAGUAAGACCAAUUAUAGUUCCAAGAGAUUUGAGUCGGUUACCAUGGUGUGCUGGUUAUGCAGAAUGUAUAAAUGCAGGGAAAAGUACAUGGAAUGAGGAUCAAGCCUGUGCAAUUCGAGGAGAUCUUAAACUAUCAGAUGUUAAUAUCACAUUGCCUUAUAUCAUGUUUUCUAUGUUUGAUGGUCAUGCUGGAUACCAAGUUGCUUUAACAGCAAGAUUACACUUACAUAGGAUAAUCUUGGAAAGGUUAAUGGCAAUACCUGGAAACAUACUAUUGAAUGAGGAUGAAGAUGAUUUUGUAAAAGGAAGAGAUUUAGUCAUUGGUGCUAUUGAAUUAGCAUAUAGGCAAAUGGAUCAAAUGGUAGAAGUUCAAGCUCUAGAUGGAGGUGGUGGUUGCACAGCUAUUACCAUCUUAUUUCUCAAUGGUAUAUUAUAUGCUGCAGGUGCUGGAGACUCAAGAGCUGUAAUUGUGUUGGACGACACCCAGGGUGCACUAACAACAGAUCAUACCCCUGAUUCGGAAUCUAAUCGUAUUAGAGCAUUAGGUUUUUUGAGAAGUAAUGAACUAUUGAAAGGUCACUUCACACCAUUGGAGUUCCGAAAACGACCUAUGCAAAAGGAAUUAGGAUCCACAGUUUUGUAUAGAGAACCCUAUAUGACAGGUUGGGCAUACAAAGUAUUAACUCAUUCCGAUUUAAAACUACCUCUCAUCUCUGGACAUGGCAAAAGAAGUCGAGUUAUGGGUACCAUAGGAGUGACACGUGGUUUUGGAGAUCAUGGCUUGAAAGCAGCCAAUACAAGAGUUAACAUAAAACCAUUCCUAUCAUCACAACCAGAAGUGCAAACUAUACAUUUGGACAGUUAUAAUCCCACAGAACAUGACUGUGUGAUUGUUGCUACCGAUGGACUUUGGGAUGUUGUAUCGGAUAAAGCAGCAGCAAAUAUACUUAGGAAAAUACUUGCUCCUUGUACCCCUACAUUGGAAUAUAGGCUUACAAUGGGUGCUCAAGAAUUGGUACAAGCAGCAAGAGGCAGAUUAAUUGGACGAGUUUGGGUGGGUAAAUCAGAAAAUCCUGAAGAAACUGACGACAAAUUUUCACCUAUGGCAUCGGUUGAUGAUAUAAGUGUUUUAGUGGUACCAUUAUAUCCCUAUAUGUGUGAACAUAAGCAAUGGUUGAAAACAACACAUCAAGAAAGAAGAUAUUCUAUGGAUUCGUUACACAUAUCAGUUAAUAAUUCAAUUUAAUUAUAAUUUUGUACAAUAAUUAAUCGAAACUGUAAGAACUAGAUACUUUGAAUUUUAGUAGCAAAGUUACAGUUGAGAUUAAGUGUAUAUUCACAAAUUAGUGUACUAAUCAAUCACAGAAGUAUCAUUGCUUUUACACUGCUUUUAACAGUUAAUAUUUAUAUGUAUAUUUAAGUUUCAAUUUAUCCAACAAGUAUUUUUGGAGUGAUAGUUUAUUAUAUACUGCCACUUUAAAAAUGAAAUUAAAAAUUGCCAUUAUUACUUAACGAAACAUUCCAGUUAUAGAGCAUUGAAUAUAAGUAAUUUAAUUUUAAACGUUAUGCAACAUCCAAAGUAGAUAUAAAGUUUGUUUAAUGUAUGCAUGAUUUUGAAUGCAUUGCAGAGUAGUAAUGAAACAGAAGUAGCUACAAUUUCUAUGAAAAUAAUCUUAUUACAAGUACAUAUUAUAUUGAGUAACUUUAUCUCUUUAUCUUAUAUCUUCAUUUUGAAGUAAUUAAAUUGAAAUUAUGUAUACGAACUAUCAGUAAGUGGUUGAUUUACACAAGACUUAAAAAAGAAAGUUGUAAAUAAA